Messenger RNA from Nicotiana tabacum (common tobacco), 1103 nucleotides. RefSeq lists its product as uncharacterized. The record is from RefSeq and is a predicted model, not a curated record. Lineage: Eukaryota; Viridiplantae; Streptophyta; Magnoliopsida; Solanales; Solanaceae.
UCCCUUUUUACUUUGCAUAGGGGAAGGGUGGAGGUUUUACUUUUAGGAACCAACUAUAGCAUACGUCAUGGUUAGUUUCAAUCCAAAAUUCUACAUUGUGGAUGCUAUCAUCAAGGAAAGAUAUCUGGUCGAGGAAUGAACAUAGACAACUAUAUCCUUCAAACUUCUGAAUUCUGAUAUUUUUAUAUCCUAUGAUGUUUUGUAGCAUCAGUACCAUUUUCACCUAUUAAUAGCCUCAUAUAUUUCAUGUAUCACACACUUUUUUGUGUAGUGUUUAAAGCAUUGGUUUUUGGAGUCUAUUAAAUACUUUUCAAAUUCUUUGUGAUGCAGGAGUUCUUCAAUUUGUCAAGAAUCCCUGAAAAGUAACCCAUUUGGUGAAUCUACUUUCAGACAAAUGAAAAAAUCUUUAUAUACGAAUAUUCCUCCUUCGUAUGUGGAAUUCAUGGAAAACCUAGUAGUUGAGAAACUUGGACUUGAAUAUGUGCAAGAGAAAGAAUUACACUAUUUAACGGAUGAGGAGAUUAAAGGAAUUAAAGAUCUUGUUGGUUCUGCCAUUUUGGACCCAGAUGUUAAGGGUGGCUUGAGAUGGCCCUUUGGCAAGGAUUAUGAUGUUAUACGUGUUGAUCACACAAUUGCAAAAUCAUAUAGAAAUCAGCCGAUUAGGUUUAAGCUUCGACAUGCAGAUCGAUUUGAUUUCACAUUUUCAACUGGUCAGGUUGCUCGGGAGAUUUUCCUGAAAAUGCCUGGAAUCAUAUCCCAGUUGCGGCAGAAGAAAACGUGGUGUUUAAAAUGUUAGAAGAGAACUUGAAGUUGAUCUGGAAUUACUGCUUGUUAGAUGGUUCUUCGAGCUGACCAUGCACGGUGGCCCUUCACUUUCUUUUUGCAAAUAUCUGCAGAAACCGAUAGACAUAGACGUAUCUUUCACAAGUUAUGUACGGCUGGUGAAGGCAAUUUUGGCAUUUGGAUUUUGCAGUGGUGGAACGUACAAGAUGUAGAUUGUUGAAUUAGAACCCAAAAUGUUGAAAUGUUAUUGCACUAUAUAUGUAGUUUUGACAUGGAACGCAGUUGUUAGAGGUAAUGCAUAGAACAUCUUAGUUGAUCAA